AUGUGGGACACAGGUCUCAUCAUGUUCGUGAGCCUACUGGUUCUCCUGGUCUGGCGAUUCUUCUUCCCCUUCGCCUUCUUGACGGACCGACUACAGCAGGCAAACUACACCAUCGUUUUGUAUGGACUGCUUGCCAUACUGUUCAUCUACGACACAAGCCUCUUCGUGACGACUGCAAUGGCUCCAGACGGAAAGACGUCGUGGUCGGGGCUUCCUCGGUGGCUUCGACCGCUGAUUCUGGCGGCACCGACCGUGCUGUUCAUCACGCUGAUGAUGUGCUUCAGCCAGACCGGCCUGCACCUGUUCAAGGUCCGUUCAGGAGACGCUGCCUCCUUCCACGAUCAGGUCAUUCAGGUCUUAGCUUUGCCAGCCGUCUACGGUAGCAUGGCCUUCAGCAGCAGCCCGGAUGAACUCGGUACAGAGGCAUGUGAAUCGCCAUCCUUCUGA
Symbiodinium sp. CCMP2592 is the source of this 447-nucleotide messenger RNA. Lineage: Eukaryota; Dinophyceae; Suessiales; Symbiodiniaceae. The record is from the annotation of a GenBank genome assembly.